AAUCAAAAGCAGAACUUGAGGCUACCAUUUCACGCGCUCAGCAACGCAUACACCCCACGCGCCUAACGUGUUUUUUUCGUACCGCGGGUAAYAUCCUUCCGACACUCGCCUGAGUGGGCUUCAUAUUCUAACGGUCGCAAACGUUUCUUUAGCAAAUUUUUUUGCGUCAUCAACCAGAUACGGUUUCCCUCGGAGGUAUCAGGCGGAGAGCGUAGAGGAGGCGGCGGCGUUGCCCAGUGUUUGGCCGGCCGGAAAAUUUUUGUCCACUCCGAGAGAAAGCUGGAUUCUCUUCACUUCACCACAGCGAUUCUGGUAUCUGUGUCGUCGUCUUCAGUGGAAUUUGUCGAAUCCUCGGGAGAAAUAAUUCUGAUUUCACUUCUGCGUUUUGGAGAGAAAUCGACUCCGACGAUUCUCAUUUCCCUUAGAGUAGAUUCUCGGAAGAAAAAAUGGGAAAUCCGAUUCCCCCAAGCGUGAGGAGAAUCUGGGAAAGAUGGAACAUCAGAGCUCUAAUCCUGUUCAGCCUCUCAUUACAGGCCUUCCUCAUCCUCUUCGCCCCGGCCCGGAAGCGAUCUUCGAGAAACCUCCUCAUCUUCUUCAUCUGGUCCGCCUAUCUCCUCGCCGAUUGGACGGCGAGCUUCGUCGUCGGCCUCAUCUCCAACAACCAGAGCAAAUCCGACAACAACGAAGACCUCCUCGCCUUCUGGGCCCCUUUCCUCCUCCUCCACCUCGGCGGCCCCGACACCAUCACCGCCUUCGCUCUUGAAGACAACGCUCUCUGGCUCAGGCACCUCAUCGGGCUCGUCUUUCAGGUCGUCGCCACUGCCUACGUCUUCGUCCAGACCAUCCCCGAGAACAGGCUCGGGAUCCCCGGAAUCCUGAUGUUUCUCGCCGGAAUCAUCAAGUACGCGGAGCGGACUCGGGCGCUGUAUCUGGCGAGUUUGGGGAGUUUCAGAGCCUCGAUGCUUAAGGAGCCAGACCCAGGUCCUAAUUAUGCGAAAUUGAUGGAGGAGCUGAGUUCCAAGGAAGCGGCUCACCUCCCCGCUCGCAUUUCUCUCACGGCCGAGCCUGAUAAAGAAUCGAGGGCUUUCAUGAACGCAGCAAAAGAGGGCCCUCUGAACGAGCUUGAGGUCGUUAAAUACGCCUUUAUGUACUUCAACAAUUUCAAGGGGCUGAUCGUUGAUCUGAUUUUCAGCUUCAAAGAGCGGAAUGAGAGCCGGGAUUUCUUCCUCAAAAGAACCCCAUUUGAUGCCCUCAAGGUAAUUGAAGUUGAACUCAACUUUAUCUAUGAGGUUCUCUUCACAAAAGUUGUUGUUCUUCAUAACAGAUAUGGGGUAUUUUUUAGAGUUGUUUCUCUGAGUUCUGUGACUGUGGCUUUUGCUCUGUUUUCCCGAUUGGACAAAGGGGGUUUCAGGAAACUUGAUGUUAGGAUUACUUAUGCUUUGCUUAUUGGGGCCUUGGCUUUGGAUCUUGUAUCUAUUUUUAUGACUGUCUUCUCUGAUUGGACUAUGGCUUCUAUUAAAAAGGAAGAUUCAUGUGUUGCCACCAUUUUUAAAGUCCUUCUCAGGCUCAAAGGACAGAGGGUGUCUGUGCAUAGGAACUCUCCAUUUAAAGGCUAUAAUAAGCUAUACACUCCAUUGAUAUUUCGUCGGUGGCGCGAAUCAGUGCCUCAGUUCAACUUGAUAACAUAUUGCCUAAGUGAACGCAUCCAAAGGAAGAAGGAUUUGAGAUAUGGCUCAUUGAGUUGUGGCGGUUUGAUACAUCUUGCUUGGAAUGAAAUCGUUCGUCUUUUUCGUCGAGUAAAGGACUUCAUCAUCGAAUAUUUAGGUGCCAAAGAAUUCCUCGACAAUUGGAUAUAUGUCACGAGGCAGCCAGUUCUGGAGAAGCUUUGGACGUUGAUCUUUCAAGAGCUGCAUGACAAGUCCAAAGCAGCAGAAAGUGCAGAAGCUACUGAAGUAAUAUGUUCAUCCAGAGGCUCCUAUGUGCUGAAAUCAAUGGAGCUUCAGUCGAAAAUCGACAUCAGCGAGUUAACUUCCUUCAUUGAUGAGGUUGCUUUUGACGAGAGUCUUAUGCUAUGGCACAUAGCAACAGAACUUUGCUAUCAAACCGAAGACAAUAUGAUCGAAGACACUUUUUGUUAUCGAAAAUUCAGCAAGCUGUUGUCCGAUUACAUGCUCUACCUCAUAGUGAUGCUCCCUGCUAUGAUGUCGGCCGUGGCAGGAAUCGGGGAAAUAAGGUUCAGGGACACCUGCGCGGAGGCAAAGAAGUUCUUCGACCGAAGAGGGUUAGGAACUAACUCGGAUUUAGUCGCAAAAGCUUGUUCAGACAUACUCGAGGUGAACAUGAAGGUGAAACCCGUGAUGGUGAAGGGCGAUAAAAGCAAAUCCGUUCUGUUCGAUGCUUCAAGACUCGCUAAGAAGCUAAAAGAGUUUGGGGAUGAGAAAUGGGAGAUAAUGAGCAAAGUAUGGAUUGAAAUGUUGGGAUAUGCAGCCAGCCAUUGCAGACCAGACCAACAUGCCCAACAGGUUAGUAAAGGAGGAGAGCUCAUCACUUUUGUUUGGUUACUAAUGGCACAUUUUGGGCUUGGAGAACAGUUUCAAAUCAAUGAAGGCCAUGCCAGAGCAAAAUUGAUAGUGGAUAAGUGAAAAUAUGUGAUCUUUUGUAAUGGGUUUUUUCUUUUGCUUUGAAUUUUGAAGUGUUCUCAAUCUCUUUCAUUGAGAUGUGUUGUGCAAAACCAGUAGUUGGUUUAUAAGUUCGGAGCUUGUAUGAGACAAAGUUUUGUAGUUAAAAGUUCAAUUCAAUUUGCCAAAUGUGAA
This is a messenger RNA of Momordica charantia (bitter melon), 2813 nucleotides long. RefSeq lists its product as uncharacterized. Lineage: Eukaryota; Viridiplantae; Streptophyta; Magnoliopsida; Cucurbitales; Cucurbitaceae. The record is from RefSeq and is a predicted model, not a curated record.